Messenger RNA from Candoia aspera, 6512 nucleotides. RefSeq names its product phosphoglucomutase 2 like 1 (gene PGM2L1). Gene Ontology annotation, cellular component: nucleus. Gene Ontology annotation, molecular function: glucose-1,6-bisphosphate synthase activity; intramolecular phosphotransferase activity. The record is from RefSeq and is a predicted model, not a curated record. Gene Ontology annotation, biological process: carbohydrate metabolic process. The transcript is spliced from 14 exons. The coding region runs from base 130 to 2004 and encodes 624 amino acids. Lineage: Eukaryota; Metazoa; Chordata; Lepidosauria; Squamata; Candoiidae.
UCCCCUCCCUCCCUCCCUCCCCGCCUGCAGGUCGCUGGCCGCAGUUGCACGUGUGAACGGGAGCGCCGCAGCCGCUGGGUCGACCUGCCCCCCCCGUCUGCCCGCUGGAGGUCCCUGCCGGGCAGAAACAUGGGCGACCGCCGGGACGUCGUGGUGGGCGACGUCAACUCCAACCUGCCGAUCGCCCGCAGCACCGGCGACGCCCAGCUGGACCAGGCGGUCGGGCAGUGGCUGGCCUGGGACGAGAAUCCUAAAACCAAAGAGCAGAUUGAAAGUCUGCUGCGAAAUGGGAGGAACAAGGAGCUGCGAGAUCGUCUGUGCCGCAGACUGACCUUUGGGACCGCCGGUCUGCGCUCUGCCAUGGGGGCUGGCUUUUGCUACAUCAAUGAUCUUACUGUGAUCCAGUCGACACAGGGGAUGUACAAAUACCUGGAGCAAUGUUUUUCCGACUUCAAGCAACGUGGUUUUGUGGUGGGGUACGACACGCGAGGGCAGGUGACCAGCAUGUGCAGCAGCUUCAGACUUGCCAGGCUCACAGCAACAGUCCUGCUUGCAAAGGGUGUUCCUGUUUACUUGUUCUCAAGAUAUGUCCCCACGCCUUUUGUGCCGUACGCUGUCCAGCAGCUCAGGGCUGUUGCUGGGGUGAUGAUUACGGCUUCCCACAACCGCAAAGAAGACAACGGCUACAAGGUGUAUUGGGAAAAUGGCGCUCAGAUCACAUCCCCGCAUGAUAAAGAGAUCCUGAAAUGUAUCGAGGAAUGUGUCGAGCCAUGGAACGGCUCCUGGAAUGAAAAUCUGGUAGACAGCAGCCCUCUCACUCGAGAUCCUCUGCAAAAAAUCCGUGCAAGCUACAUGGAGGAUCUAAAAAAGAUUUGUUACCACCGAGAGCUGAACACAAAGACCCCCUUGAAAUUCGUGCAUACGUCUUUUCACGGGGUGGGGCAUGACUACGUACAGCUGGCUUUCCAGGCGUUUGGCUUCCAGCCCCCCAUUCCAGUCCCUGAACAAAAAGAUCCCGAUCCAGACUUUUCCACCGUCAAAUGUCCCAACCCCGAAGAAGGAGAAUCGGUGUUGGAACUCUCUUUGCGGCUGGCGGAGAAAGAGGGAGCCCAGGUGGUGGUGGCUACGGAUCCUGAUGCCGACAGGCUCGCUGUGGCAGAACGGCAGGAAAAUGGCCACUGGAAAGUCUUCACAGGCAACGAACUGGCUGCGUUGUUUGGCUGGUGGAUGUUUGGUUGUUGGAAGGAGACUUGCCCGAAAGAUGCUGAUGUGAAGGAUGUUUACAUGUUGGCCACCACUGUUUCCUCCAAAAUUCUGAGGGCCAUCGCUCUCAAGGAAGGAUUUAAUUUUGAAGAGACCCUCCCUGGCUUCAAAUGGAUCGGCAGCAGAGUUAAGGAUCUCCUGGACAGCGGCAAAGAAGUCCUUUUUGCUUUUGAAGAGUCCAUUGGCUUCAUGUGCGGCACGUCGGUGCUGGACAAAGACGGCGUGAGUGCUGCUGUGGUCAUAGCGGAAAUGGCCGCGUGUCUGGAGACCAAGGGCCAAACUCUGGCCCAUCAGCUAACCGAGAUCUAUAAAACGUAUGGCUACCACCUUUCAAAAACCUCCUACUUCCUGUGUUAUGAUCCUCCUACUAUCAAAAGGAUAUUUGAAAGGCUUCGGAACUUCGAUUUGCCUGAUUCUUACCCAGCCUCGUGUGGCACUUACAGGAUUCUCCAUGUCCGGGAUGUCACCACCGGCUAUGACAGCAGCCAGCUGAAGAAGAAAUCGGUGUUGCCCGUGAGUAAAAACAGCCAGAUGAUCACCUUCACGUUCCAGAACGGCUGUGUUGCCACGCUCCGGACAAGUGGGACGGAACCAAAGAUUAAGUACUACGCUGAGAUGUGUGCGCCGCCAGGCCAGAGCGAUGUCGCCUCCUUGGAAGAGGACCUGGUGAAGCUCAUCGAGGCCCUGGUGGAGCAUUUUCUGGAGCCCAGCAAGAACAAACUCACCUGGCGCUCUGCGUAGCAGCCCCCUGGCCUCGGCUGCCACCGAAGGCACUCCUUGCCCUGUGUCCCGUGGAACCGAGGAACCAAGAGGAGGGCUGCCCCUCCCAUCCCUUUCAUAGGUGUCCGUGAGUGUUGCUGCGUGGGAUGUCUGCGUCCCCAGCCAGCAUCCCUACAGGAGAGCAAUCCCACUUUGUCCGCUCGGUGCACCCAGCAGUCAACUGCUUUGGGGCUGGCCGGGGUGGCCGCAAGAGGGACAGAACCAAUGAGGAGGGACUCUGGCUUCAUCUCCUGCUGUUUUUUCCCCACGGCGAAGUCCAACUGUCUAAAUUCCUUGCUAUACAGAGGCCCCUCUGGAGCCAGGAAACUGCUGGAUUACAAAAGAAUAAGGGUAUUAGACUGAGAAAAGGUCCUGCUUCUUCACAGUUGGUGAGAGUUAUCACUGUAUCUUUACUGUGCUACCGAGUCUUAAUUUUAUCCGUCGUUUUGGCUUUCUAGCUCAGCCUGUGAUAUUCAGUAGUCGUAGGGGUCCCAGCUGUUUAGAUCUCCUCCCGUUCCGAAAGAUCCUCUUCGGCUGUUGAAUUUCCAUCUGAAAAUUUUGCUUCCUGAGAUUGACUUGAGCUGUUACCAGUCAAGACAGGCUCCCUUAAUUUGUGAACACAACCAGUCAUAGUUAAACUUUAUAGGAAGGAAGAGACUUGCAAACAGAGCUUGUUAGGCCCUUGUCAAAUCGAAGGAGCUGAGGUCCGUCUGCGUUGUGAUGGAGAUCCCAUCUCUCCCCAGCAGUUUGUGUGAACAAGCGCUGGCUUGCAAGGUUGCUCUUCAGACACCUUUCAGAGAGAGUGGACAUUGUAGACAAUCUUGGCCUUCAGAAGUUUAAGGUUUUAUGCUUUUCCAAGGAAAGAGAUUUCUUUGGAAUAUUUUGGUUUGGCUAAGAGACUCCAGGAAAACGGGGCAAGGGUGGAGAAUUGUGCAUCCAGAGCAGCGUUCCCCAACCUGCUGCCCUCCAGAUGUAUUGGCCUCCCUCUUCCCAAUUUCCAAAGGCCGUGCCGGCUCAGAGGCCUGGAAAUUGAAGUCCAGCUUCUCUCAAGGGCACCAGGUGGGGAAGAUGUCUGAGGCAGAUCAUGGGACGUACACCAUUUGGUGCAUUUUUCAACCUGCUGGGCUAGGUUGUAGCCAGUGGCAACCAUGGAAAAUAGAGUGGGCAAAUUUGGCCCAGCUGGCAUCACUGCAGAAUCUUUGGCUUGGAUCAUUGACCAUGCAGGAUGUUGCUAGUGCAUCCCAUGAGGAAGAAUGUAGCUGUAAGGUUGAUUUGGAAGCACAGAACUCAGAUGCAGCUGCCAGGGCUCUGUGGUAGAUGGAGCUUGUGCGUGGAAUCCACAGCUUUUAUUGUCAUGCUCAUUUCUGCCUUGGCAAAUAAUCUCGAGAAUUGUGAUUUACGUAGUUUCGGGAAAAUGCAAGAACUGGGCCUGGAUUACAUCACAGGGAACUGCUGUGUAACUGUGUGAAAAAUCAUGCAGUAACAGGAAUGAAGCAAAACUUUUGCACAUGAAAAGCAUGUUGCAGGGAUUUUUAAAAUUUAUUUGUACAGAUUUAAGCUUCUACUUGUACAGUCUAGGCACAGAUUUACCACCUUUCUCAGUUAAAUUAUUUAGCUUUGAGAUUGGAAGUGUUACUCUAGGUCAUUCACUCAACAGGCUCUUUUCGAAGUGGUGUUUCAAGUUGUGCAAUGGAUAUUCUUGAUAUAUUUUGUCCUCAGUUUUCAUGCAGUAUUUAUUUAUUUAUUUAUUUUGCUUUUAUUUAAAGCUUAAAUACCUUCCAGGUUGUCUAUACUUUGAGUGAAAGAUACGGAAUGCCAUUUUUUUAAAACUCUGUUUUUUCUUUUUCCUUUUUCUGUAUAUUUGCAAGAGCUCCUAUUCUUGGGAGGAAAACCUAAUUUAUGCGGUGGAAGGCUUCCAGACAAAUGUGGAUAACUGUUGCUUGAGUUCUAUAACCUAAUUUAAAAUGCCAUCAAAGAACAGAGGCAGGAGAACACGAUGCCUUUCGGCUUUUCCUGCACUUCUUUCUAAUUUUGGCAAAGAACAAUCUUUUUUUGGAACAAACAACAAAUAUGAAAGAACAAAAUAGUCUCUGUUUGCUGGCAUGCGGUCUCUAGAAAGGCCUGGUAGUGACAGAAGACCAAAACUUCCCAGUUCAUAUAACGGAGAAGUUAGAUGAGAAAUCCCAAGUAAUUGAGAUUCCUGCGUGACAUCCCUUUGUGGGUGGGGAAGAGAGUGUGGUGGAUGCUGUUGAGAAAGUGCACCCCAAAACAGCAGAAUAAUUGUGCUAUAUCUGGUAAUUGCAGCACCUCCUUUCUCUGAAUGCUCGAAAAUCAGCCGGAUUCUGUUUCCUUUCCUUUUCUCCCUUUGGCUAACUGUGAGGAGCAGCAUGGAGGCCUUUGACGGUGGGCUCCCACCAGCCUUUCAGCUGGGUGUCUGAUUCCUUGCUCAAAUACAUGGGACAAUAUUAUUAGUCAGCCCCCUAGGAAAUGUGUUGUGGUUUGUUUACAACGCUGCUUCCAUUUUGUGUGGCACUGUUAAUAUAAUGAGAAUUGACUAUUGGGUGGGUUUUUUUUUAAAGUUUUGUGAUUGUUCUGCUUACAUUUUCUUUUCUUUUUGUUUUGCACCAUUAAGGGAAUCUUCAUUCUCUUGCAUGCUCCCUGUUGACCUCCCUGUGAUGAAGUUAUGGGUUUAAAAAUAAUGCAGACAGGAGGCCUGCAAAUUGGGGCAGUAUUUGCUUUGCUCCAUUUUAAUUUGAGAGAACAUCUGCUUCCCACCAAGUAAACAGAUGUCUUAACUGUCUUCCUUGUCUUACCUUGGUUGUGAAAGUCAGUGGCAGCAACUGUCUUUCCGGAUAGGGGAGUUUGGGGCAGUUGCACAAGAGUGAAGGUUCGAUCUUUAUUGUGACGGAGAUCCUUUUGGAGCUCUGCUGUGGUUGGGCAGAAUGUGCGUUUUCUCACUGUCAUUCGUGGCAGGAGAAGCCAACUUCUGCAGUGCCGUGUAGAAACCUCAUGGAUGCUUGAGAGGUCCUUCAGCUCACGACCACAGGAAGUACUGAAAUUACAAUUUGGCACUGGAAGUGCCAUCUCUGCUUCUAUGUGCAACCCCUCCUAUGCACCACCCAGAUUCUCUCUUGCACAUCUUUGGCCUUGACAACAUGGCUGCUUCCCAGGCAGCUGGGGGGUUGAACCCUCCUGGCCAAACAACCUGCUUGAUACCUGUGUGUGUGUGGCGGGGGCGGCUGUGGGGAUGGUUCAAAGUGACACUGCAGCCGGAUUGGGAUUUGGGCAGGGGUCUGGCCACAGAGAGCUUGCCCGUGGAGUGAGAGUGCCGAAGGAGGUGGUGCUGUCUUGGAGCCCGGCCGCCCCCUGGUCGAGCACCAGAGAAGCUCUUUGACUCCAUGAGCUAGAGCCCAUGGUGGUAAUUCACACCCAGGGCUGGAGGGCUGGGCAGGUCUUUGGGCAGGGAUCCCACGGUGUAGUUUUCUACUUUGGGAGAAUUAGAGUCAGUCUUGUUGAGAGCUUCCAUCAGAAAAUGAGAUCCUGCUUCAGGCCUCUCAGGACUCAUGACUGGACAUUCAAGGAGGUCCCUGGGUGUGGCCAGCACCGAAGCCUGGGUAGACCUCUCUUGGUCAGCCUUAGGAGGGUGAGAGGUUACGUCACGUUCAAGAGGCCUUUACUGACCAUUAUAAAAGAGUUUGAACGUCCUUGAUCAGAAGUGUGUGGAAUUACUUUGGACGGUUGACUCCCUGAGUGGCCUUUAUUACAAGUGGCAAGAGAGGUGUGUUACUGUCUCAUGGCCACAGCCCUUGUUUCCUCGCACAGACACCAAAGUGUUGAAGGGUUCUUCAGGAAGAGAAGGUCUUUCACCCCGUGGAUGGGCCACGUUGCGAGGGCUCUGGCCCAGAGUCAAGCCCUCCACGCCAGGGUGGAACUGUGCCCCUUUGCCCAGCUUGCGAGUGGCGUUAAGUUGGACUUGAGCAUGCUGAAGGUUCUUUAUGCUGCUUCAUAGGCUCCCUUGGAAAGUCAGACAUGUCCACAUUUAGGUAGAUCCAAUGUUUGCAUGCAGUAGCAGGGAUGCCCCCAAGAACUCCGCUGAGUAAGUAUGACUCCUUUCGUUCGUAUCAGCAUCUUCAUUUAUUUGGUACCCACCUAACUUAAAAAGUGGGGUUGCACUUAAUGCCUUUCCGCCCGGUUGGUCCUGUAAUUCUACUGGCUGCUGCUUAGUCUGUCUGAUUCAGGGGAUGCAAACGGCUUCGUUCGGGGGGCCGUGACGCACCUCUUCCUGCUCUUCAGCUAAAUCUUAAGCACAGCACCCAAGAAGCCCUUUGUGAUCCUUCGUUUUCAAACGUGCUUUGUACCUAAGAGACGACAAUUAUAUUAUCAAUGUGGACUGAAACUUUGCACUUUUUUCCCCCCUGUUGGAAGUAUUUUGUGUCUGGAUUUUGAUGUUGAUUUAGUUAAAGUGUUAAGUUAAUAAAAUGUUCUGUUGA